AUGAUGUCCGUUGUGAUGCGGGUCGUCCCCGGUGGCCCGGUGCUCUACUACAAUAGCCAGGACCACAAACUCAUUAGUACGACGGAUCCCAACUACGACGAGAACCGCUGUCGCUUGACCAACACAAACCCAUUGAUGGGCGUCGUCGUCCAAGGCCUGGCCCCGAACACGGAGUACGAGGUCAACGUCCUGGGAGUCAACGGCUUCGGCUGGGGUCCCGCGUCGCCACCGGUGAAGUUCAAGACUCUGCGGAGCGAGGUCGAGGUGACGGGCGUCCAGACGCAGGACGAGCGCGACGAGGAGGCGAAGAAGCGUGCGGUCGACGUCGACGCCGCCGACGAGCCCGAGGCGAAGCGCGCGAAGUAG
Messenger RNA from Pelagomonas calceolata, 366 nucleotides. NCBI's taxonomy places the organism in Eukaryota, Pelagophyceae, Pelagomonadales, Pelagomonadaceae. The record is from the annotation of a GenBank genome assembly.